Messenger RNA from Glycine soja, 1136 nucleotides. Its product is annotated as zinc finger protein ZAT10-like. Gene Ontology annotation, molecular function: DNA-binding transcription factor activity. Lineage: Eukaryota; Viridiplantae; Streptophyta; Magnoliopsida; Fabales; Fabaceae. Gene Ontology annotation, biological process: response to stress. The record is from RefSeq and is a predicted model, not a curated record. The transcript has a single exon. The coding region runs from base 115 to 816 and encodes 233 amino acids.
AUUCUUCACUCUCACUCAAAAUUAACCACAAGCAUAAGCACAAGCACAAGCACAAGCACUUCUCUAAUUCCCUUUCACACUCUAUUACAGAUUUCACAAGUGCUUACACUUCAAAUGGCUUUGGAAGCUCUUCAAUCACCCACCACAGCCACUCCAUCGUUUAGUCCCUUUGAAGAAACCAGUCUCAGUUACUUAGAGACACCGUGGACGAAAGGAAAGCGUUCUAAGCGUAGCCGCACGGAGCAACAACUGCAACACCCUUCAUGCACCGAGGAAGAGUACCUCGCUCUUUGUCUCAUCAUGCUCGCUCGCGGCGGCGCCGGCAGUGUCUCCACCGCCAAACCCGCUGUCUCCGACAACAAUUCUGCGCCGCUAUCCGCCGCCAAACUGAGCUACAAAUGUUCGGUUUGCAACAAAGCCUUCUCCUCUUACCAAGCACUCGGAGGACACAAGGCCAGCCACCGGAAGCUCGCCGGAGAAAACCACCCGACCUCCUCCGCCGUGACGACGAGUUCGGCGUCGAACGGUGGUGGUAGGACCCACGAGUGCUCCAUCUGCCACAAGACGUUUUCGACAGGACAGGCCUUGGGAGGACACAAACGUUGUCACUACGAAGGCGGUAACAGCGCCGUAACCGCCUCUGAGGGAGUGGGGUCCACUCACACAGGAAGCCACCGCGAUUUCGAUCUCAACCUCCCGGCUUUUCCGGACUUCUCAGCAAGGUUCUUCGUCGAUGACGAGGUUACCAGUCCUCAUCCAUCCAAGAAGUCCCGUUUCAAUUUGACCAUACCCAAGAUUGAAAUCCCUCAAUACUGAUCCAUAGAUCCAAAAAAAUUAUUCAGUGUUUUUUUAUAUAUUUUUUUAAGUUAUUUGGGAUUAAUUUGUUCUUGUACAUAUAUAGUACUUGGGCCUUAUUCGCUAGUUUUAGCUUUUAGAUUGUAGUAUACUUUUGACAGUGGUGAUUCAAUUCAAUUCAUUUAUUUUUAUUUGUAAGAAUGAAAUCGAUGCCUCUCACUUUGCCUUUUAUCAUCAUAGCGUAGUAGUAUGAUUGAUCCAGAAGAAUAUGCCUCGGAAUGGAAUAGACAUCAUGAAACAGCAGAACCGCGUGAACGGUGCGGCAAGUUUGUUUUAGUUCA